This is a messenger RNA of Exophiala aquamarina CBS 119918, 2106 nucleotides long. RefSeq lists its product as uncharacterized. Bases 1 to 2106 code for a protein of 701 amino acids. NCBI's taxonomy places the organism in Eukaryota, Fungi, Ascomycota, Eurotiomycetes, Chaetothyriales, Herpotrichiellaceae. Gene Ontology annotation, molecular function: zinc ion binding; DNA-binding transcription factor activity, RNA polymerase II-specific. The transcript has 2 exons. The record is from RefSeq and is a predicted model, not a curated record. Gene Ontology annotation, biological process: regulation of DNA-templated transcription.
AUGAAUGAACUCGAGCCCAUCAAGCGCACGCGCAAUCGAAGGAUCAACACCUGCUUAGAAUGUCGUCGUCUCAAAAGGAGAUGCUCGAGGUCAUAUCCUUGCCUCCAUUGUCAGAAAACUUCGCGAGAAUGUGUGUUCCCAGCCUCCAAACGAAGUACCUCAUCCACUCCUCGAGAUGAAUCCACGGGUGGCACUUCCAUCAGCCAGCCAUCUAAUCCGGAGACGAGCCUGCCCACUGAGAUUCCAGUGCCACGUCGAUCAGCUAGUACACCCAGAGUCUACAGGAAACCGCCAGAUAUCUGCCUUCGCCUGGGGAAGCUGAGCAUUACCGAGCGCAUUGGUGGUGUUCUCAGAGUCGACUUUGUGCAAUCGCUCGAAGAGCUUCUCGAAGAGUAUCCUGAAGCGAACUCUGAGAACCAAUUUUCGGCUCCUCUGGUUGCAUGGUUCAAGCCGCAUACUGCAUUACCGUUAGAUCAGCUAUUUUCAAGAAACGGCGCCCCGCAACACCCUUUCCCGCUGACAGAGAUGCAGGAACAGGCGCUCAUCAACCAGUACUUUGUGGCAGUGCAUCCUGUCUGUCCAUUGGUCUCCAUGGCUGACCUAGAGGGUGGGGGGUUCUUGACGGAUGCAUUGCGAGCGGCCGUAUUCUUCGCAGCUGCCAUGAGCUUCCCAUUACUGCAGAGUCAAAAAUCUUUUGGCAUCACCAAGGAUGCCUUGGUCACCAAGCUAAAGACAAUGGCCGAAGCUGCAAUCUGCAGGGCUGACAUGCUGAGCUGCCUUGACCUACAAAUGUUUCAAGUCUUGCUGAUCUACCUGACCCCGCAAUUGUUGACAGAGGUCUCGCGUUCUCACUCUAUUUUCAUUGGAACGGUCAUUCGACAUUUUCAGAUCGCUGGACUCGAUCGCGAUUGCAGUACCGACAACGCCACAGAGCGACAGCUUAAACGACAUCUCUGGCAACACCUCUUGUUCCUGAAUAUUCGGGCAGCUGAAGCUGUAGGUCCAGAACGGACUGCUAUUGAUGAUGUCUCAGCUCAACUGCCGGAACAUGAUGAGUUCCUGCUACCACAGUCAUCGGACGUCUCAAACCCCACCUAUAUCGUUGCCUUGGUACGCUACGAAUGCUACAAGGUGCACCGGUGGAUAUUCCGAGAACGAGAGCCUUUGAGGCGAGGGGAAUCUUCGCUAGUCUCGCUUCUGGACGAGCUCAAUCAAUUCACCCUGAGCAUCUACGCAAGAUACCUAGACCACCUGAGCGACAACAUCCCGAUCCAAAAAUAUGCCGCAUUAGUGGGAAAGCUGCUUCUCGCUCGAGCGCAAGGGAUGAUCUUGACAUCCCAGCGGCACAAGUGGCGUUAUCCCGAGACAGCGCUGGGUCUCACAGACAGGGUCAUCCGAUCAUGUCUAGACGUGCUCGAAACAGCCGUGACGCUAGAGACCGACCCGGAGCUCUCACAAUGGGCCUGGUACGCGGGGGCUUACCAGCAAUACCACAGCAUACUGUUCCCGCUGGCGACGCUGCAUCAGGCGCCUCACCUACCCGAAGCAGACAGGAUCAUGGCGAUGGCGGACCACGUGUUCGGCCCGUCUCCAACGAUGUCGCCGCGCGACCGCAGCCAGACCAUCCUGCGCGCUAUCAAGAACAAUAUGGCCUCAUUUCUCGCCACCAUCGACCCUGCCCGAUUUCCCGACUCGAAACACAAAGGAGCUCCCGCCCAUGCCAGCGCCGACGAAGCCGGUGUUGGCGCUCUCUCCGCCUCGUCCUUAAUGGACAUGACAUUCGCGCACUCCCAGCCCUACCAUCAGCCCUCACCCUAUCGCCACCUCCAACACUCCUCAAGUCACAUCCAGGACGCCAUGUCAUCGACACACGGAGUUCCAACCCCAGCAGCACCCGUAAUAGCCGCCACCAUGGCAGCAACCAUGGAAGACCACCACCAGAUGUUCUACGCCGCCACUGCCACCAAUGAUACCACAAACGGGAACUAUUUCGGCAUCAGCCCCACCAGCGUGGCGCUCGACGGGGUCGCGGCGGCGGACACCUGGUGGAAGUGGCCGCCUCAGCUCGACCAGGACGAUCUAUUUCGCGAGUUGAAUAUUUUCUGA